GUGACGUAGCUGGGGCCUGUUGUUGCCGGGAUGAGUGGCCGGGCCCUGGUGUCCGGUGUCUGGAUGUUGCUGUCGGCGGGAGCGGCCGGAUUGUGUUGGGCGGUGGCGGGGCCGAGCGAAGAGCGACAGCGGGAACUGUCCCGGCAGCUGCCGGAAUCAAAUCAAGCCCAGCUAGAGGCUAGCAGGAAGAGAAACACUCUGCUCAUGCAAAUCAUCAAGGAGUCAGCAGAGAGUGAGAAGAACAUAGCUCUGGAAAGAGACUGGAACAAACUUUCCAACUCAGGUCCUGAUUCCAAACCUUCCCGGUGAUCGACACAAAAUGCCAAAGGCUGUUUGACAAAUUAAUGAUCUGACGAUGACCUUCACUAGAGGGAGGAGAUGUCGUCUUUGGAGUACAAAACAAUCCUUUGCUUCACUGACCCAAGAUAAACGCUGCCCCAAGAACUCUGAGCAAUUCAAGGAAACUCUCUUACAUCAACUCCAACCUUCCAAUACAGAAGAGAAUCCAUCGUCUGAAAUGUAAUUAUUGGAAACUUUCUGUGUAUUUAAUUAAAGUUUUGACAGUGAA
Molecule: messenger RNA, 568 nt
Organism: Carcharodon carcharias (great white shark)
Lineage: Eukaryota; Metazoa; Chordata; Chondrichthyes; Lamniformes; Lamnidae
Product: ubiquinol-cytochrome-c reductase complex assembly factor 3
Exons: 2
Coding region: 31-309 (92 amino acids)
Biological process (GO): mitochondrial respiratory chain complex III assembly
Source: RefSeq, a predicted model, not a curated record